Molecule: messenger RNA, 1999 nt
Organism: Octopus sinensis (East Asian common octopus)
Lineage: Eukaryota; Metazoa; Mollusca; Cephalopoda; Octopoda; Octopodidae
Product: vacuolar protein sorting-associated protein 33A
Exons: 16
Coding region: 32-1864 (610 amino acids)
Biological process (GO): intracellular protein transport; vesicle-mediated transport
Cellular component (GO): CORVET complex; lysosome
Source: RefSeq, a predicted model, not a curated record
AGAAAGCAAUCCCGCAGAGAAUGAAACAAUUAUGGCAGCUCAUUUGACUACUGGAAAGGUAAACUUGGGUUUACUCCGCGAUUCCUAUCGCCGGGAAUUCAUCGAAUGCCUAGAUCGAUGUCCUGGGACGAAGGAUUUAAUAUGGGAUGAAGGCCUUACUGGCCCUUUUGGGCUUAUAGCGCAGUACACCUUACUGAAGGACCACGAUGUCGUUAAGAUGAAUCUUCUUCGAUUGAUGAUGCUGCCACCAACAAGCUCCCAGGCUGUGGUUUUCAUUGUACGACCCAAGUUGGAAUUAAUGGAACAAGUCGCUCAGACACUCAUUCAGGAGGAUCAGAAAGGAGGAUUCCACAAGGAGUUUAACCUGAUUUUCGUGCCCCGGAAAAGUUUGCUGUGUGAGAAGAAACUAAAGAAAAUGGGAGUCUUCGAAACCUUCUCCAAUAUCGAAGAAUUCAACUUGGAACUAAUCCCAUUCGAUUAUGAUUUACUUUCCAUGGAAAUGGAUUCAGCUUUCAGGGAAUGCUAUUUAGAAAAUGACUACACUUCUUUGUUCUACGCGGCUCGCUCCCUGAUGACUCUUCAGGGUCUUUAUGGCAUCAUACCAAAUAUCUACGGCAAAGGGGAUUGUGCAAAGCAAGUCGUCGACAUGAUGUUACGUAUGAGGCGAGAACAGGGGGGUCGUGAACCCCAACUCACCCCCCAGAUUGAUAAUUUACUCAUCAUUGAUCGCAAUGUGGAUCUGCUCACCCCAAUGCUCUCACAGCUCACCUACGAGGGACUCAUUGACGAGAUUUUCGGCAUUAAUUGCACAAAUGUAAAACUUCCUGCUGAGAAGUUCAUGACGAAAGAACAGCUGAAAGACCACACCAGUGACGUACCCCUGGAACCAAAGAAAAUAGUUCUCGACUCCUCAGACGAACACUUUGCCGAUCUUCGAGACAAGAACAUCGACGCCAUCAACUCUCUCGUCUGCAAGAAAUUAAAACUUCUCUCUGCUCAAUUUGACGAGCGCCACGCGGCCAACACUUUGGACAAACUGAAACAAUUUGUGUCCAAGCUGCCACAUCUGACUGCUGUACGACAGGCCGUUGCCAACCAUCUUUCUAUUGUGGAACUCAUUAAGUCUGCAAUUAGCACUGAUGACUUUAUCGACUGCCACAGAACGGAAAAUGAUUUUAUCAAUGGCUUGGAUACAGACAAACCCAACCCCUUCAUUGAGGACUGCAUUGCCAGGGAGGUACCCUUGCUCAAGGUACUCCGGCUCAUAUGUACCCAGGUGUACUGCAACAAUGGACUGAAACAGAAGGUAUUGGACUUCUACAAACGAGAGAUUAUCCAGACGUAUGGUUUUCAGCAUCUGGUGACUUUGACGAACCUGGAGAAGAUCGGCCUCCUCCGUACUCAGGGACAGAAGACGUACCUGACAAUCAGGAAAUCCCUGCGACUGAUUGUCGACGACGUUAACGAACAGAACCCCACCGAUAUAGCGCAUGUCUACAGCGGCUAUGCACCUCUCAGUAUACGACUGGCCCAGCAUUUAGCCCAGCCUGGUUGGCGGAGUAUCACAGAGGUCCUUAAGUUACUCCCCGGAAGUACAGUGGAGGAAGUUCAACAGAUCCCUGUGGCCCUACGAAAGAGACGGAGUUCCGUAACUUCAAACCAUUCCCAGAAGGUCACGUUGGUCUUCUUCCUCGGAGGCAUCACCUACGCUGAGAUCGCGGCCCUUCGUUUCCUGGCUCAACAAGAUGAUGGCAAUGUUGGUGGUACAGACUACAUAAUCGCCACAACCAAACUGAUCAAUGGUAACAGCCUGCUGGAGUCUGUGAUGGAGAACCUGGAACCAGCGAAAGUCAACCCGUUUUGAGGAUGACCAACACAACCAACAGCAUGUGUGUGUGUGUGUAUAUAUAUAUAUAUAUAUUGGAAGGUUUGGAGAUGAUGUACAGGUAUUUUAUAUUAGAAGAAAUGAGGUACUCAGAAAAUCGGAUGGUUUUAUAUU